Messenger RNA from Magnolia sinica, 1337 nucleotides. RefSeq lists its product as uncharacterized. The coding region runs from base 232 to 1110 and encodes 292 amino acids. NCBI's taxonomy places the organism in Eukaryota, Viridiplantae, Streptophyta, Magnoliopsida, Magnoliales, Magnoliaceae. The transcript has 2 exons. The record is from RefSeq and is a predicted model, not a curated record.
ACCAGUAGGCCAUUUCCAACCCCCAAUCCAAUGUUUUCAAACCAUUCCAUCACCCUCUCUCCACCAUCCUACAAGAAGGUAAAUCUCAAUCUCCCAAUUCAUUCCAAACACUAUUCUCAAUCUCCCAAAAUUCCAAUUUCUCUCGAUUUCCUCUUCCACCAAACGAACCCAAAAUCAAAAUAAAUAAAUAAAUAACGAAGAAGAGAGGAGAAGGAAAGAAACCCAAAAGCCAUGGGAUCUCUAGCAACCCAUUUCUCUGCAUUUCUUUUCCUCUUCCCAAUAGGAAUCCGCCGCCUCCUCUCCUCAUUCUCUCUCUAUCUCAAAUCCCCACAUCUCUUCAGAUCACAGCCAUGGCAUCUAUCCCAACCCGCAUGGAAAAACAUCGAUCUCUAUGUCCUUCUCAUCGCCCUCCCCAUAGCUGCCUUCUCCGAAUUCUUCUGGUUUAUCACCUUCUCUGGCCACCCCACCUACCGUUUUACCUUCUUCCUGCAAUCCUCCGUGCUUUUUCUCCUCUGGGUCGUCAUCAUUUCCGUAGUUCUUCACGUGAAUUUCGACUUCUUUGCCGUUCAGGAGAAUCUGUUGUUUCUCUUUGCCGGAAUCUCGUUCCUCAUCGAAUAUUCUAUAACGGAUCAGGGAUACACUGGCCUGGCGGGCCGCACGUAUGAGCUGUUGGGUGCCUUGACGCUCGUGUCCGCGGCUUCUUGCAUUGUCCUUUCUAUCAAACCGACAGCGUUCUUCGCCGAUGUGGUGCUGUCUAUGAGCCUCGUUUUUAAAGGUACAUGGGUUUUGCAAGCAGGGUUGUAUUUGUUCUCAGAUGCAAUUGCACCCAAAGGGUGUCAUAAGAUGCCACUGUUGCCAGUCGAUGGGAAAAGCGACUUGGAUUGUGUUCUCGAGGAGGAUCGGUUGAGGGGUGUGGCUUUAAUUGAUCUUUUGUUCAUUGUGCACGCAAUCAUGAUCUUUAUCUUGAAUUUCUUGUUGUUUGGGGUGUUGUCUUACAAGAGGAAUUUGAGGGCCAGUGGUGCUGGCAAUCUGUUGACAGCGGAGAUUGAAUCAGAGAGUAUGCUUAUGCGCUCGCUUCCAGAUUUUGAAAUAGAAAUAUCACAGGUCUGAGCAAAGCAGAACUGUUGCUCUUGCAUUUAUACUCAAUGAUCUUGGUAAUUCUUAUGGAAUGUUUGAAUCCAUCUAAAAUGAAAGUUUCUAUAUAAGGUCUUUUUCAAUGCUACUACAGUGCUUGAAAAGUCGCUGUUCUUGGUUUUGUUCAUGUGUUAACUGAAAUACGGGGAGUGACUGAACUUGUUUCCACAAACUCCAAAUCAAUGAUAACAUCUCUUGAAAAA